GUUUGCAAAAUUGCUCUCUGAUAAGAAGAAACUCCGAGCAAACAAAGCGUCUUUUUAAUUCAAGGUCUCGAGUUGUGUUAGUAACCUUACUAUGCUAAAUAAUAAGCGCUUGCAAUAUUUAUGAUUGCGCGCAUUUAAGUAUUUCAACCUCAAAAAUAAAGGAGGAGUUUGAGGGAUAAAUUUCAAUAGAAAUGUCUCUCUAUGUAAUGUAUGUUUGGAUUAUGUAACCUUUUGGUUGUGUUAAAUGUUUAAAUAAAUUAUCGUAAUUUUGUGUUUUG
Molecule: messenger RNA, 278 nt
Organism: Solanum tuberosum (potato)
Lineage: Eukaryota; Viridiplantae; Streptophyta; Magnoliopsida; Solanales; Solanaceae
Product: probable inactive patatin-3-Kuras 1
Molecular function (GO): monoacylglycerol lipase activity; glycerophospholipase activity
Source: RefSeq, a predicted model, not a curated record